Molecule: messenger RNA, 1623 nt
Organism: Thlaspi arvense
Lineage: Eukaryota; Viridiplantae; Streptophyta; Magnoliopsida; Brassicales; Brassicaceae
Source: the annotation of a GenBank genome assembly
UUCAUCUUUCAUCUUGGCGACAAUUUUCAAAAAUCCCCAAAUCUCUAAUCAAAAUCCCUAAUCCAACAAUUUUUAGAAAUCCCAAAUCACAUAUUUUCGGAUUUCUGUGUUAAAGGUUUUGGAUGCUGUAUCUGACUAUACCGAUUCCGAGUCGUUAUUUUAAUUUCAGUAUAUCACUGCUCACUGCGAUUUCUGGAUUCCGAGUCGUCUCUUUGAUUACAAGCCUUGUUCGACAUUUGCUUCAAUCUAGAAUGGAUUCACAGACAAUACAUGGUUACACUUUCUCUUCUAGACAGCUUUAGCUAUCAAGAUGGCAAGGGAAGUGAUUAGAUCAGAAAGUGUAUCAAUGCCUGAUAAGCCCUGCGCCAUUCCUGAAAAAUCUGAGACUUUUGUUGGCAGAGGAGGUGGCGCUGCAAAACAGGGCCCUGACAGGCGUUUCCAGAGCAAAAGGACACGGGAACAGCCUCGGAGGGAUGGUGCAGCCUCGACAGCUCCUGGUGAUUUAAGCUUUGAGAAGAAACGCCAAAAACUGAAUUCUAGUGUUCCAUCCUCGCGUCCCUGCUUUUCUUCACGACAAACUUCUGAGGCUUCAAACCCACCAAACCGUAAAGGCGCCAAGGCUCUCAAAAGAGUAGCCUCUGGCUCAAACAUAACCAAAAAUGUUGUCCCAAUUGGUCCUGGUUUCCAGGCCGAAAUUCCGGUUUGGAUUGCCCCUACCAAGAAGGGCAAAUUUUAUGCUAGUCCCGGAGAUUCCGACACUCUUAGAUGGCUGGGAACUGGUGUGUGGCCAACAUAUAGCCUAAAGAAGAAAACUUACUGCAAAAAACUCGGCCAAGGAAGAUCCGACUCUUGUUCCUGUGCUUCGCCAAGAUCAACCGGUUGCCUACAACAACACAUUAGAGAAGAAAGGGAGCUUCUAGAAAAAGAAAUUGGCCGUGCUUUCUAUACUUGGAAGUUUGAUCAAAUGGGUGAAGUCGGAGCCAAAUCAUGGACGGCCAAAGAAGAGCAAAGGUUCGAAGCUCUUGUGAGAAACAACCCUAUGUCAAGUAGUAAAGGGUUUUGGGGGAUUGCUUCCAAGGCUUUCCCAAGGAAGAGUGAGAAGGAUCUCCAUAGUUACUACUAUAACGUUUUCCUCAUCAAACGUAUGAGAUUGCUUGUUAAUAAUACUUCUCCUGACGACAUGAAUAGCGAUGAUGACCAGUCUCAUGACUUCUUUGCGGGAUGAAGGCCUUAUCGAUAGCCGUAGCUUUCUCUGGAUUACAAGGUAAUUCACUCCUCCGUUCUACUAGUAACUCAAGUUUCUUCCAGGUUCUUGAUACCCUAGUGGUUCAAGAACAUGUUCCUUUUCCCCCUUGAGCUUUUCUGUCGUAAGAUUUUGUUAAAAGAGAUCCUUAAUAGGGUAAAAACACCAAAUCCAAAUGUCUUUUUCUUAAUUACCUUUUUUCACUCUUCAUGAACAUGAAACUGGUCUUGAAUAUUUCGAAUUUGGGACCUUUAUUUUCUUAGAUCUUUUGAGGGUAUUAGGAAAGUCCAUGAUUACCCUUUUUAUUCUUCUAUAGGCAUCAAAGUUCCAUCUCAAAGUGCCUUAACCGAUCUAAUGUGUUCCAAAUCAAAAUAAGUGAU